CAUGUUGACACAUGUCAUUGAAUGGCAUCUAGCCUAGUUGAAACUGAAACAGUAAAAAUAUCAGUCAAAACGUCAAACUAUUAAAGCUGCUGUAUAUUUGAAUUAUCUGUACUUUAUACAGUUGACAUAUACAAGUUAAGGCGCUUUAGUAAGUUUUUAUGUCAAUCUAAAUAUGCAGUAGAUCAUUUGGAUAUAAUUGACGCACACGAUGAAAUAUACAACCUUCGUAAUACUAGCCCAUAUAAUGCGUGUUUGGAUCACGGAUUCCAAUCCUGUAAGAAGGCUUUGUUCAAACUACAACCCAUUCUGCAGAUGCCCCCAAUACAACAACGGAUGUUAUGAAUGUCCCGCUUCAUGUUCAUUUGGAUCGAUUGGCACUUCAACCAGUACGGGUACAGGCUUCACUACAGGAUCUAGUGAGACGACGUCUUCAUAUGGAAGCGGUGAUCAUAAUCGACCUUAUAAUAAUAUGAAUGGUUGUCCCCCACUGACCGUUUCGCCGACCCUAAAGACAGAAUGCCACAUCGACAGAUUUGGUUGUUUCGUAUGUGAUGCAUCGGUUGUUACAACAACACCAACCACCAACCCUGUCCAUACCACGACAGACAUAACGACAACCACCGCUACUCUAACGCAAACAGCGAUCAGUAUAACCUCAAUUUCAACAUCUCCAACAACCGCCAACAAAACAACGACUCAUACAACAACUCUAACAACAACUGUGCCUACUACCGCAACAGCGCCCACGGUUGCUUCUAGUACAGCAUGUCCUCCAUUCCCGAGCGAUUGCCCUGACAUUCGGGGCUGCAUUGACGUGGACGCAAACCUCUGUUCUGUCUGUCUGUGUGCAGGUGGCAACAUGACAACUCUAUCCCCCGGCUGCAGGCCACUAGAGUGUCUGUUGGACUGCGGGAAUCCUCUGACGUACAAGAAGGACGAAACCGGAUGUGACGUGUGCCAGUGUGACAUUUCGAGUUGAUGUUAUUUAAAUUAAGGUACAAUUAAACAUAACAAACAGUACAAAUAAAAACGUGGUCGUGUUAAU
Molecule: messenger RNA, 1045 nt
Organism: Dreissena polymorpha
Lineage: Eukaryota; Metazoa; Mollusca; Bivalvia; Myida; Dreissenidae
Exons: 7
Coding region: 209-979 (256 amino acids)
Source: RefSeq, a predicted model, not a curated record